CGCGCUUAGUAGACUUGCACGAAAGCAGAAGCGUCCCAGCGCUGACGCUCAUGCACUCAGAACUUCGGACAUGGCCCCUCUUUCGAAUACCGUUUUCAGAAUCUUCGGAGCUCUUCUAGUGGUUUUCAUACUGAAACACUCUGCUGACGCCAAGAAAGUAUUGAACAUCAAUGAUAAGGUCAAGGACUUCGUUCAGAAACUGGGAAGACAACACAACACGAAAGUUGUGUGGUGGGACAUGCAUGGCAAGCCAGAGAAGCUCCUCAGUAAAGGGGACGACUACAAAAAGUACCAAGUGUCGGCCAAGGCAGAUCCAAUGCGCUACGGCCCACGGUCAAACGGCACAGAGAAACCGGACACCGUGUAUGUGGCGACGUUCAGGAACGAGCAGCCUUCGCAAUCUCAGAAGGUCAUCAUAGAGCGCAAAACGCGCCGAGAGAGGCACGCCUCCUGGCAGUCUACAAAAUCCAUCCACCUCGACGUCAACGUCAGGACGUCGCUUUCGCUGUCGGGAAUCUUCAACUUCAGAGCUGGCGUCGACUACAGCUACGACCUGACGAGCGGCGAGAGCCACGUGGAAAAGGAAGUCGUGGAGUUUUCAAUCAAAAAAGAGAUAACCAUCCCUCCUCGGACUAAAGUUGAAGUAGAGUGGGUAAUCACUGAAUCUGUUGAGCGUUAUCCGUGGAAAUCAGACGUUCUACUAGACGGGUGGUUCGCGCUCUGGUUCGAGAAACGCGUGCACAACCACCAUCUCUGGUUCUACCCGAUCGACGUGAUCAAGGACCCUGACCUCAAACUGCACGAACCGUCGGGGGUGGUGUACACCACCGAAGGAAUCGCCGAGGGUGUCAAUUUGAUCAGGAACGAAUUGCGAGUCCGGCAGCACGAUCUCGUGCCGGAAACUUCGGCGUCAGCGAACACAACCACCUAUCGGCUGAAAGGGGGAGACGUUGUGUCCAGAACGGUCAACGAGCCAUCGGUUGUUGGCGUCAAAGCUUGGCUCUAGAGCGAAGGCGCCACCGCGUCCGCGACAUGUGCAGCUCAUCUUUAUGAGGAAACUUUAGCACUUGCCCUCCUUAUUCGAAUGCACGUGAGACGCAGACGUUCUCUCAUUAGGCAACCGCAGAACCGAGUUGAAUAAAACUUGUUGAAUUUGUUGAAUUCAAAGGAACGAGUUCUAUAGUGACGGUAGGCAGGCUUUUUUUUUUUAUCCUUAAUGUAGACCACUAUUUCUCUUAGAUUAGCCAGGGCCGGAUUAGGAAAUACGAAGCGCCCCGUUCCUCCGCGUCCUGAUAAAUGGGCCUCUUUCAACAUAUCGCAUGGGUUGGGCACGGGGCUGCAGCCCCCUAGAUAGCGAACCAGCACAGUGUUUCUUGCACGGCGUGUAUCGAAGCGCGAAGCGGUGGAGAAUAAGGCUUUUUACUUAUGCUAGCGCACGUGGUUUAUAUGCGGUUUAUAGGAUACAUCAUUAUCGAGCAGGGUAUUCUGCAGUUUAGAUUUAAAUAUCGGCGAUAUUACGGCAUUUCUACUAUAGUUGUGUGACAUAAAGAACUUUGUCUCCUUGCCAGGUCUUCUGGCAUAGCUAAAGAAUAUCAGGUGUGACUAACCUUACUGCCUAUAGUUUCCACAUUUACCUGGUUCCGCGGGCUCUCGAAGGGGAUAAUCAACCUCGCGGCAGCGUGCCGAAGCAUCCUAUGAUACCGUGACAGUAAUAACGAGCAUGCGCUUUCAUCGUGGCUGACGGUAAUGUGCGCACGCCGUCCGAAGACGCCGAGCUUGAAGCAGCGGCCGGUUAACGUGGGCACGAGAGCGGUUCACUAGGAGCACAUGUUCAACUAUCACGCGGCGAGUUGUUGCAAAUCAGGCAACCUUUUUUUUAUUAUUUAUUUGUGCAAUAAAUGAAAAAAAAGCUAACGAAAAGCUAAAAAAAAUGUUCGAAGUUUAAUAAUCAAGCUUUCAACUUCGUAACACCGUAAGAAUAGCAAAUAUCGCGCUUCUCUAAACAGCGUCUAUUAUUAGUGCGUUUAAAAGCGUAAGAAAUGUAUGGUCUACGAAAUUUUUGUUGUUUCCAGAACUUCAUUAGCUCGCUGUCGCAGCUUCAUUAUCUGGCUAUCCGCAGGCAAGAUUUUUUUCUUUUCUUUUAAAGCAAGAAUUUAACAUAAGCACACAAACAGUGUCUUUACGGGCACCGCCACGAAAAAAAAAACGAAAAAAAAAAACAAAAAACAGUCCAGUACCUGGGUAUGUCGUCCGCCAAACAAGAGUGAAGGAGUACGCACAAAUCCUUUCAUAUAUGCAGGGUGUUUCAGCGAACACUUUCAAAAUUUUUGAAAGGUUGCCGGUGGCAGAUAUCACAAUUCUAGUUCAUGAGCUGGACUAUCCGAAGAAGCGCACAUUAAUUGCACAAGCAACUGAAAUGCAUAAUCGAUUAAUUACAAAAUUCACAAAUUACAUUUUUAACUAAUCACCUUAUGGCCCAUAUUGCAAUGCACAAAUUCUAGCCGUGGAGUCAGCAAGGCGGAACCACUUGGAACGAAUUAUCAGGAUGACACCAGCUUCAAAUAUUAAUUCCAGAACUUUGUGGAGAAAUGGAUUGACGUUACAGUUACUUUUGUGCUUCGAUGCAUAAAACGACGCUUUGUUAAGAAAGUGAAUCAAACCCCUGACCUCGUGCUCAGCAACAGAACGCUGACUGAGCCACCGCAGUGGGUCUCACCUAGGUGUAUACCUUUCAUGCUACUUC
Messenger RNA from Dermacentor silvarum, 2743 nucleotides. RefSeq lists its product as uncharacterized. The transcript has 5 exons. The coding region runs from base 71 to 1006 and encodes 311 amino acids. The record is from RefSeq and is a predicted model, not a curated record. NCBI's taxonomy places the organism in Eukaryota, Metazoa, Arthropoda, Arachnida, Ixodida, Ixodidae.